AGCGCUUCGCACGCGUUGUCGUCGUUGUUUUAGCUCCAAUUUAGCUGUUUUAGCUGCUUAGUAGUUUUGGCCAAGUAGAAGAGGGGCUCUGCUGCGAACGUGUUUACGAUUUUCAGUGCGAUCCCAAGCUGCGAUUCGAAUGCGGGCUUCGCGUUUUCGCACUCGCAACUUCUUUUCGUUCAUUUCUCACCCAGAAAACACAAUCGCAGUCGAUUGUAGAGUUGAUUUUAGUGAGAAGAGAUCAAAUUUGGUGAAAUCAAUGCGUAGAAAGUGAAUCCAGGCUUAGGUAAAGUUGGGGAAAAGUGAAAAGCUUCGGAAAACUUGGCUUAACAAACAAACACAUUUGGACACACUUGCAUUUGGCGGAUUGAGAUUUCGUGCUCCGAUCUGCCCGGCCCAGAGCUGCACUUGGAGCUGGAUCUGGAGCCAGAGCCAGAGCCACAGCCACAGUCCAACACCUGGGCGAGCGGCGGCCCACCUGCCGGCUUAGAUGCGUCUAAUCCAAACGGCAACCGGCGGUGCUGCUGCGUCCGUUCUGCAGACCCACUCCCAGUCGCAGUACAACUACACCAGCAUGCGUGAAGAUGAUAUCGAGCUGGCCAUUAAAGUGGUCAUUGUUGGAAACGGUGGCGUUGGCAAAUCUUCAAUGAUACAGCGCUAUUGCAAAGGCAUUUUCACGAAGGACUACAAGAAGACGAUUGGAGUGGAUUUCCUAGAGCGCCAGAUCGAGAUCGACGGCGAGGAUGUGCGCAUCAUGUUGUGGGACACUGCCGGCCAGGAAGAGUUCGACUGCAUCACAAAGGCGUACUACCGCGGCGCCCAGGCUUCCGUCCUGGUCUUCUCGACGACGGAUCGGGCAUCCUUUGAUGCUAUCAAAGACUGGAAGCGCAAGGUGGAAAACGAGUGCAACGAGAUUCCCACGGUGAUCGUGCAGAACAAGAUCGAUCUUAUCGAACAGGCGGUAGUCACGGCCGACGAGGUGGAGACGCUGGCCAAGCUGCUCAACUGCCGGCUCAUUCGCACCUCCGUCAAGGAGGAUAUUAACGUGGCUUCCGUGUUCCGCUACCUGGCCACAAAAUGCCAUCAGCUAAUGACCCAGAGCUACGACCAGGCGGCAGGAAACCAGCAGAACUCCAGCCAUCCGCCCUACAGCAGCACGCCCACGAUCAGCGCCUUCAGUCCGACCUUCACAAAGUCCAGCAGCGGUACCAUCGUCCUCCGUCCGGCGAAGAAGGGCCAUGGCUCCAGCGUGGCCCGAAAGCGAAAGAUAGUGCUCAAGAAGUGCGGAAUAUUGUGAGGAGUUGUCGGAUUAGCUGGAUGGAUGGCAGGGGCGACUGGGCGGGCAAUUAAUAUCUGGAGCAUAUUUAACGCCUAAUUAUUUUGGAGCCUAAUGAUGUUGUGGCCGGGUGGCCAGCCAACCGUUGGAUGCAACCACAGCCAUUCACUAGUCGUGCACAGACUCCGCGUGAUGUGGUUCAGACAUGCUUACAGAGCAGCAGAAAUAAUCGGAGGCAGCAAAGUGGAUCUUCUGGAUCUCCACGAAGAUGAGAUACCCUUCAGCGGGUGCUGAGAAACUGAAUAUUUGAUGUACACUACACAACGGAAAGUUUUUUACUACGAAUUACACUCAUCUUAGCACAAAAAUGAUAAGGACCCAAAUCAUUUAAAACACCAUAGAAUUGGCUUUUUACCCCUGCGGUUUUAUAACUUCAACUUAAUGCUCCUCUUUAUAAUUAUGCUGUAUACAAAUUAUAUAGACCCAAUACUCACUUGGCUAUACAAGCCGUUAAACCAAAACAGUAGCACCCGAUCGACAAGGGUAGAUGAGUUCUCAAAACCAUAGACAAUAUGCAUGAGCACUGGCAGUUUCUCAAAAAAUUGCUCCAAUUAGUUUUAGAUAUGAAAUCAAAUUUGUAUGUAUGUAUUAUGCCCACUUUUCUAUAACGGAGACUGAACAGCUUUGCCUUUAUAUUGGAUAUGUAUGUAUAUAGGGGUUAGCUUGGGUAUUAGCUUCCCUAACCAAGCACAAUUAAAAGUCUAUAUAUCACGCUAUAUAUACCAAGCCCAGAUAUCCAUGUGAAAUCCCUUUGCCAAUUCGCGUUGGCCAAAUGUGCAAUUAAUUAUUCAGCUUUUAUAAUUAUUAACUAAUUGCAAGUCAUGUCAAAGCGCAAUUUGACGCGACUCAUGUAGACCAGUGUUCGCAUUCUAUGCAAACAAGGAAUUUGUGAAGCAUGUAACAUGUAAGCCGAAUAGGAGAAUAUGAGUAAAUAACCCUAAGCCUAUUAAUAUUGUAUUUAUACAUGUAAUAACCCAUAAAUAUGUUUACGUAAUAAAUUAUUUUGUGU
Messenger RNA from Drosophila erecta, 2345 nucleotides. RefSeq names its product ras-related protein Rab-23 (gene Rab23). The transcript has 3 exons. The record is from RefSeq and is a predicted model, not a curated record. The coding region runs from base 491 to 1297 and encodes 268 amino acids. NCBI's taxonomy places the organism in Eukaryota, Metazoa, Arthropoda, Insecta, Diptera, Drosophilidae. Gene Ontology annotation, molecular function: GTPase activity; GTP binding.